UGAUCCUAAUAAGAUGGUGGUUAUGAAUGGAUGUGGUUCAGUUAUAGAAACAAUUGCAUUUGCCAUCUGUGAUGCAGGAGACGCAUUUAUGACACCAAGUCCAUACUAUGGGGGCAUAAUGCAAGACUCAAUUCUCAGAGCUAAAGUCAACAUCCAUCCAGUCCAUCUCCACUCAGAGAUAAAAGAAAAUGAAACAAAACCAUAUCAACUAACAGUUGAAAAACUUGAGAAAAGUUUAGAAGAAGCAAAAGCAAAGGGGAUAAAUAUCUGUGGACUGUUCCUCGUGAAUCCUCAUAACCCACUAGGUGAAAUAUAUUCAACCGAGUUGAUCAAAGAUUGUCUCCAGUUUUGUCAUAA
Molecule: messenger RNA, 357 nt
Organism: Anneissia japonica
Lineage: Eukaryota; Metazoa; Echinodermata; Crinoidea; Comatulida; Comatulidae
Product: probable inactive 1-aminocyclopropane-1-carboxylate synthase-like protein 2
Exons: 5
Biological process (GO): biosynthetic process; amino acid metabolic process
Molecular function (GO): transaminase activity; pyridoxal phosphate binding
Source: RefSeq, a predicted model, not a curated record